This is a messenger RNA of Clavispora lusitaniae ATCC 42720, 2043 nucleotides long. Its product is annotated as translation initiation factor eIF4G. Gene Ontology annotation, molecular function: mRNA binding; protein binding; translation initiation factor activity. The record is from RefSeq and is a predicted model, not a curated record. Gene Ontology annotation, cellular component: eukaryotic translation initiation factor 4F complex. NCBI's taxonomy places the organism in Eukaryota, Fungi, Ascomycota, Pichiomycetes, Serinales, Metschnikowiaceae.
AUGGCUGAUAAAACAGAACCGCCUAUGGAACAGCAGCCAUUGCCACUGCUGUCCGCCGAGGGCCAAAAUGCGUCUCAGCAACCACAGCAUCACACGCCAGGCACGCAGAACAAGCCUCACAACAAACACACCAACGCCGCCGCGACCACCCCUAAUGAUCCGUCUGGGAAGGCCCCAGCCGCAGGCGCUAAUGCCAACCCUAACAAUAGGCAGCAUUACUCGGGCAACUCCAACGGUAGAUACUACAAAAACCGCAACUACAACCAAAAGGCAGGAAACCAUAACAGCCAGUAUUCGCCGGCAAACUACGGAUACCCUCCUAACAUGUAUGGUACCUACUACUACGCAUAUGCAUUCGGUAACGGAAUGGUGCCUAACAUGAACAACAUGCCUAACUACCAGCCACAACUGGGACUGCAUUCUCCAAUGCAACCUUAUGCGGCCACAACAUCGCCAACGCCCGCGAAAGUCAAGAUUACAGACAAAGAUGGUCGCCAGGUUGAUUUAGAGGAGAAGAAAAAGGCUCUGGCCGCUUCCUCCCCUGGCCCAUCUCACUCUUCCGUUGCAUCAUCUUCUCCAGCCGUGGAUGCUGAACACGCACCAUUUCCAAAGGCUGCCAACCCUACUUCUGCAUCAUCCGUUUCCACUCCAGCUGCCGCUCCAGCCCCUGCUUCGAGCAAGUCUAAUGAGGUUGCCGAAGAGUUCAGAAAGAAAAUUUUGGAGAAGGCCCGUCUCGCCAAGUUGAAGAAGGAAGAGGAGAAGCGUUUGGCUGAAGCUUCCGCAUCCAACAAGGAUGUGCCUACUUCUUCGGUUACUGCUGAGAAGAAAGAGGAAAAGCCCGCCGUUGUCGAAGCUGCUGCACCUAGUACCACAGAAGAACCUAAACAAAUUGAAGAAACUCAUCCAGCUCCUGAAGAACAAGCUAAGGUUCCUGCACAAACUGAAUCUGCUCCUGUGGAGCCUGUCAUUGAGAAUGGACCAACAGAGUCGACGAAAACAGCUCCAGAGGAAUCUUCCAAUCCUAUAGAUUCCACUUCAGAUAAACCAAAGGAGGAACCGGUUGAGGUGGCAGAUGUGGUUGAAGAACCAUUGGAUGUCAAAGAGCCUCAACAAAAAGACGUCGAACCUGCCACAGCAAGUGCUGCUCCAGUUGAACAACAAGAACCUCUCGCUGAAGAACAGGCUGAGACCCAGGAAGCUGAAGAGACAGUGGAAGCAGAGCCAGAAGAGGAGUCUACUGCUGUUGCUGACGAAAAUGAUGGAGAGGCUGACGCUCAACCACAAAACGAGGAUGAGGAAAUCGCAGAUCCUGAACACGAGGAGAGUAGCGAGCCUGUCUUCGAUCUUUCUAUGUACUUCUCCAGAUUGGAAAAAGCUAAGCCUAUCGAGGACCCAUUUUCUUUUAGUUACCCAUACCCAUUGGCCGGUGUUGACCCAAGAUGGAAAGCUGGCGAAAAGAAAUACAGAUACGAUCCACAAUUCUUGCUUCAAUUCCGUGAAGUUGUGCAAUACCCAAUAGAUGACGCAUGGAAAGAAAAACUUGAAGGUUUAGGUAUUGUGGCCGGUAAGAGAUCAUCUUCUGGUUCUCAACGUAUGAACUCCAACAAAUUUGGCAACCAAAUGCAAGGAAGAUUCGGCUCUAUGUCGGGCAGACCAGGUCAGUUUGACGGAAGACAGAAUUCUAGAAGCGGCUCAAAGAGAAGAGGAGGCUCUAAUGCUGGUGGCCCAAGAGACAAAUCUCUCAGAAACAGAAACCAAUCGAAGAGAGGAAAGGAUUCUAGAGACCGCGAGGACGAUAAACCAGCUGAAGAAGUCAAACCUUUGGUUCCAAGUGCUAAUAGAUGGGUUCCAAGAUCUAGAGUUAAGAAGGAUGAAGUUAAGACUGCACCAGAUGGCUCGAUCAUGUUGGAUGAAGAAGAUGUUGAGAGAAAGACAAAGUCAGCUUUGAACAAGUUGACUUUGGAAAUGUUCGAACCAAUCACUGAAGAGUUAUUGACGAUUGCUAAACAAUCUCGUUGGGAGGAGGACGCCCAAGACCAUUAA